Molecule: messenger RNA, 870 nt
Organism: Diospyros lotus (date-plum)
Lineage: Eukaryota; Viridiplantae; Streptophyta; Magnoliopsida; Ericales; Ebenaceae
Exons: 4
Coding region: 164-676 (170 amino acids)
Biological process (GO): regulation of lipid metabolic process
Cellular component (GO): mitochondrion
Source: RefSeq, a predicted model, not a curated record
UGGAGAAGCGCAGACUCAAAAUCAACGUCCAGAUUAGUCGAGCCUUCCGCAUUCUCGGAAUCGAAAGGUCGAACAGAUGGUGUGCGUGCUCUUCCUUCACACGCAUGACAACGAUAGUUUCAGAUAGUUAUUGAGUUACAGAGUUAAGAACAGAGGAAGGGAAAUGAUAUUACCCGUUGUCAAGCUCGGAACACUAGCUCUGAAAACGGCGUGCAAGCCCAUCGCUAAUCGGCUCAAGAAAGAGGCUGGCUUGCACCCCAAGUUCCGUCGGUUCAUCGUCAACGUUGCCCAGGCAAAUCAUCGAUUCACAACCAACAUGCAAAGACGCAUAUAUGGUCAUGCCACUGAUGUUGCAAUUCACCCUCUGAAUGAGGAGAAAGCUGUCCAAGCUGUUGCAGAUCUUCUUGGAGAACUCUUUGUGUUUACGGUUGCUGGAGUUGCUGUCAUCUUUGAGGUGCAAAGAAGCUCUAGAUCGGAGGCCAGGAAGGAGGAACUGCGCAGACAAGAAUUACAGGCUAUGAAGCAGCGAGAUGAAGAUCUAGCAAGAGAAGUGGAGCUUCUAAAGCACAAAAUUUCAGAGCUGGAGCAACUUGCCAAGGGACGAGGACUUGGCAGUAUAUUCAACUUCAAGCACACUGCUCACAGUACCGAUAAUGGACAAGCUAAACCCGCUUAAUCACUCUGCAUUAUGUUGCAACUAAAUUGGGGGAAUUAAACCCAGAGUCUCGGGUAGUUUGUUUCCUUCUUUUUUGAUCAAUGAACGAGCAUUUACUUGCAUUUGAUCAUUGAGGUUGUGCUUAUAAAUGUAUAAGUUUGUGACUAACUGAACCUGUUAUAAUAAGAAGCUAACUCUAUUAUUGAUUUCCCUCA